This is a messenger RNA of Tupaia belangeri chinensis (Chinese tree shrew), 479 nucleotides long. RefSeq names its product olfactory receptor 6J1-like. Gene Ontology annotation, molecular function: olfactory receptor activity. The transcript has a single exon. Gene Ontology annotation, biological process: G protein-coupled receptor signaling pathway. Gene Ontology annotation, cellular component: membrane. The record is from RefSeq and is a predicted model, not a curated record. Lineage: Eukaryota; Metazoa; Chordata; Mammalia; Scandentia; Tupaiidae. The annotation marks the transcript as partial.
GUGGUCCUCUCCUGGGCAGGUGGCUUUCUCCUCAUCCUCCCGUCCACGGUCCUGAAGGCAGGCCUGCCCUACUGCGGCCCCAACGUCAUCGACCACUUCUUCUGUGACAGCGGCCCCCUCCUGCACUUGGCCUGUGCCGACGUCCGCGCCAUCGAGCUCCUGGACUUCCUCAGCUCCCUGGUCCUGCUGCUCAGCUCCCUCUCGCUCAUGGUGGUCUCCUACAUCUACAUCGUCUCCACCAUCCUGAAGAUCUUCUGGGGCCAAGGUCGCUGCAAGGCCUUUGCCACCUGCGCCUCGCACUUCACCGUGGUCUCCAUGGGCUUCGGGAUCUCCAUCUUCGUGUACGUGCGACCCUCCCAGAAGAGCAGCCUGCACCUCAACAAGACCCUCUUCAUCCUCUCCAGCUCCUCACUCCCCUGCAGAACCCCUUCAUCUUCAGCCUUCGGAAUGAAACCAUGAAAGACGCACUGAAGGACGCC